Armigeres subalbatus is the source of this 3710-nucleotide messenger RNA. RefSeq names its product transmembrane protein 64. The transcript has 6 exons. Lineage: Eukaryota; Metazoa; Arthropoda; Insecta; Diptera; Culicidae. The record is from RefSeq and is a predicted model, not a curated record. Gene Ontology annotation, biological process: regulation of cytosolic calcium ion concentration. Gene Ontology annotation, cellular component: endoplasmic reticulum. Bases 1014 to 2144 code for a protein of 376 amino acids.
UAGUCGUCAGUCUAGCGGGACGACUACUGGAGUGAGCAUCUAGUACCUACGCGUUGUUAAAUAGCGAGUGAAUGGUGAUUGUUGUUUUUCCCCGUGGAAAGUAGUGAAAUUUGUUUCAAUGAUCAACGCAUUCGAUUAGCUACUGAGACAUCAUUCAUUGCCGCGCAUCAAUGAUUGCUUUGAUUAAUUUAAUUAGCAUCUUCCGUGCGGUGUGGUUCAAGUGUGAAAAUUAGCACGUAGUGAACACCAUCUCCACCUUCUACGGACGGGUUGUUACCUGGCACAUACUUACGAUUUAGCACGCGUAUCGUUGGUCCGUAGUCCGGUGUUACAUUCAGAACUUUUAUAACUAGCAGUUUUUAGUGACUCGGUUUUAUGUAAGCAACACGAGUCGCGAAUAUUAUUAGUUUGAUAACCGCUACACUAGUGCAUACCUUCGGACACCUACACUAGCCUACUCACUCAGUAGUGGACUAUCGUAUGGCUGCCGUGAAGUUGUGCUGAACCAAUCUCGCUCAGCAUCCCUGUCCAGUCACCACAGUUUUCAUCAGUAUCAUCUGCUCUACAGCAAUAUGGAUCGAGUAGCAGAGGCAUCAGGAGUGCGUUUUCAGUUUUAAAUAUUGGUAGUGAUUUAAAAAAAAAGUGAUAUGAUUGCGAAAUCUAUUAGUGUUGGGGAAAACAUGCAAUCAUCUCAGAUGUGAACCAAACCAGUGACUUUCAUUUACAUAUCCUGCUUAACGAAAAGGCGAAUAAAUAGUGCAUAGUCCUCAAUUGCUCACAGUGUCAAUUUGAAGCUUAUUUGCGUAGUACGCAUGGUGAAACAUUAGAGUGAAAAUCAGAAAAUUGGAUUUUGUACAUAUCGGUGCAUGGGCUUGAAAGAGAACAAAAAAUAGUAUCGCAGAAGGAAAUCGCAAAAGUUGGUGGCGUUUCUCUACAUUAUCCUUUGAUGUACAAAACCCUGAGCCGCCUCCGCUAGUGAGCCGAGCGUGCCCUUCUCGACCGAAAAAAGCAGCAUGGAUAUACUAAUUCACGAACCGGAUGAUGGAUCAGCAGCGAAAGUCAGCGAAACAUUUCUCAGAGCGUCGUCACCAACUUUUUUACUGCCGGCUACUACCACAACUAUUAACCACCAAAACACAUCAGCGGGGUCUAUUGCGCCAACGAAAGCGAAAGCGGAAUUCAUCUGUGACCUCGAUUUGCACUCGCCGGUGAUAGGUAGCAGAGAUCGCCCCUAUCAACACCAUUUGUUGGGGAAGCACCACAACCAUCAUCAUCAUCAUUGCCACCAGCUGCAACUCCUCGGUACUGGGCUUGCCAAAAACAGCAUUAGUGAAUCUCCCUCCGCCGCCAAAUCCAGUAUCGAAAUGCGAGACAGCUACUGCUUCCACCGGUUACAGCGUUUCGUUUCGCGAAAUCCGGUACUGAACUACCUGUUGCCGCUGUGUGCGAUCGCGGUACUAGUGUUUGUGAUCUAUGCCUUCCGGGACUAUGCCAAAAACAUGCUCUUCUGGAUUGAAACACAAAACUCGUGGAUUAUCUUCUGCAUCUUCUUGUGCUUGUUCACAAUCGUCAGCUUUCCGGUGACGGUUGGCUACUUAGUGCUGAUCAUCAGCAGUGGCUACCUGUUCGGGUUCUUCAAGGGUCUCCUUACGGUGAUCAUUGGCGCUAACGUGGGGGUGGCUAUUGCGCACAACACCAUCAAAGGGAUGCAGUCGAAGCUGCCGUUGCAUAAAUUAAUAAAAAAUGAGACUGGUCGUGCCAUCCUGCGGGUAAUAUCAGGACCACGAGCAUUUAAAAUAGUAUUAUUCGCUAGACUGACACCCAUUCCGUUUGGGCUGCAAAAUACGAUCUUUGGGAUCAGUGCUGUGAACUCACGUAGUUACCACACCGGUACGGUGAUAGGUCUACUACCGGCGCAAACAAUCAACGUCUAUCUGGGAUCCAAGCUGCGCUCGAUCCAUGAAGUACUGAACGAUCAUAACGCUGCCCUUGGGCUUGCCGGUUAUGGAGUGUUUGUUGUGGAGGUUGUUGUUGGUGCAGCGUUAAUGGUGUGGGUGAUACAGAAAGCUCGUACUGAGCUGUCAGCGGCUCUGCUAUCCGACAUAGAAUCUGAUGAAAAAAUACUGAUUGAAGUGGAAGCGUAGGUGCGGUUUUGCCUAGGGCCGCGCAAAGGACACGCAGAUUGUCUUCGGAGACGAAGAUCUGUCAUCGUUAGCAUUCGUUGUGAGCAUUAUAUUUAAUCGUUAACCAUGUUCAAGGUAAUAAUAGUCUAGGCGAUAAUUAAGGAGAAAAAACAAAGAGCGAAUCAAGUCGUAUAUUUUAAGAUCAUAUUGAUGGUUAGAUGCCUAUCCAAGAAUCGAAGAAAACUAUUUAGAAGGUGAAAAGUAUCAAAGAAGGUGUUUUGUUCCUAUGAAACAAACAAGCUAAGCGAACUGACAUUCACUCAAUUGCGAUGAAACCCCCCGACAGAACAUUUAUUAUUCGAUAUAAAUCAAUUGCUCUACUAUCUAAUACUAUUGAAACUUUAAAGCCGUCCAUAUACGAAUAUUACAAAAGUAUUAUUUUCCAGUUCUUGGAAUUCUAUUAACGAACUUGGAUUUUAGGUACAAGAAAAUUGGGUACAUUCUAAAUUUAACUAAGCGUUAAAAAUUUUAAAAUAUGAUCUGAUCGCAUUGACAUUUAAAGAUUAAAAAAAACAACGAUUCUCGUACUUUUAUGCCACGAGAUCUAUUGAAAUAAUUGCUCGUACGUUAACCAUUAACCAUGCGUUUGAAAGAUAAGUUCGUUCCUGUAGACUCACAUCAACAUCACAGGCGAAUGUAUGGGUUUCCCCUCACCACAACAAAUUGCAACAGUUUCGUGGAAAUUUGCGCGAAGUGAUUUCAUUCAUACACGCCCAUGCAUUGUAGAAACGAACGUGUAUAGAAUAUAAUUUCAAAGCAAUUAUCAAACAGAGGAUGCAACGUAUAACACCAGUCUGAAACUAAUUGAUCGGAUCGGAUGACAGACAUGCCUACCACAAGUUUACAACUUUCUUCCUAUGUAGGCAGCGUGAAGCGUUGCAUUUGAUUUGCUUCGAUGCAUUGUUUCCAAAGUUUUCCAAAUUGUUUUGAUAAUAUUUCAAUCAAUGUGGAUUAUUAUUGCUAUAAUUCUUUAACAGAUCCCGUGAAUUAUAAUUAUAUACUUAUAUACGUUGGGGUGAAUAUACAUUGGGGUGAAUUUGAAAACCAAACGGAGGAAUCGAAUAUAGGAAUAGUACAAACGAAUAAGCCACGCAAGUUUGAAUCAAUUAUACUAUAGUGACAAUUUACAACUGCUAGGUUUUGUUCAUUGUGAAAUUGAACUAUAAUCAACUUUUCGUAUGCAUUUGGUUUUAUGUCUUCAACUUACGAAAACAUUCUUCGACUAAUAUUCAAAUCGAGACAAAUACGAUGAUGUGAUACAUGUAAAUGUUCGUUUAUUUUGUUAUUAUUUUAUAUAAGGAUGACAAGUACCGUGAUGGUAUAAUUUUAAUGAGCAAACAUUAUUCGUUUUCAAUAACGUGAACUAAUAGUUUUGUUGAUUAGAAUUAGCAUACAUAAUGGUACAACUUUUAGUUAUUUAUUAUUUUAUAUGGUUAUAUACCGUUAUAUUAUAUUCUGUAAAAAAACAUUAGCAACAUAAGGCAUUGAAAAGACUUCUAAAUCUGAGUAAAUAUGAGCUAGGAAUGA